AGACAUCUUAGCUGCCCCAUGUCCAAAUUCAUGCACUCAACAUACCUUUAUCGCCAUAUAUUCCCAUCUAUAAAGUAUCAUAGAAAUUUCCUAAGGCUUCAACACUUGCAUAUGUUCUUCAUCAUCAUCUACCCUUUCUUGAAUUAUAUAUAGCAGAACUCAUAGCAACAUUUCCAAAUAUAUACAUAUCAACCACAGUUCAAUACAUCGAUCUAUCGACCAAUCAAUCAGCUAUCAACCUUCAAUCAAUCAUGGUGUUUGAGAAAGAUCUUAACCUUGAUGCCACGGAGCUCCGAUUAGGCCUACCAGGCUCAUCGGAGGAGUCUAUUAGGAUCAGUAACAAAAGAGCCUUGCCUGAUAUGAAUGAUGAUUCUGGUGUUGCAGCUGCUAAAAAAUGUGACCAAGAAACUGCUCCACCCACCAAGGCACAAGUUGUAGGGUGGCCACCGAUCCGAUCAUACAGAAAAAACAGCCUUCAAACAAAGAAAACUGAGGCUGAAACGGGUGGAAUGUAUGUCAAAGUUAGCAUGGAUGGAGCUCCUUAUCUUAGAAAGAUUGAUUUAAAGGUUUAUAAAGGAUACCCAGAAUUGUUCAAGGCCAUGGAAGACAUGUUCAAGUUCAAAGUUGGUAAAUAUUCAGAAAGGGAAGGAUACAAUGGAUCAGAAUUUGUGCCUACUUAUGAAGAUAAAGAUGGUGAUUGGAUGUUGGUGGGAGAUGUACCAUGGGAAAUGUUCAUUAAUGGUUGCAAAAGGCUGAGGAUCGUGAGAGGAUCAGAAGCAAGAGGCUUGGGCUGUGUUGUAUGAAAACAAAAUAACCCAUAAAUUGACAAUUUCGAAGCCACUUUACAAAUGAUUGAGAAAUAAGUUGAGGUCCAUUUUUUUUUUCUUUGGGUUGAUUGGCAAGAAAGAAAAAGAAACAUUUUUUGUUCAUGUAUAGUUUGGAAAUUGGCAUGUUUUGAUUUUCGUGGAAUUUGUACAAAGGGAAAUACGAUUUUCCUUUUUUUUUCCAUGUAUCAUGUAACAAGGAAAAUUAUAUUAUUAAUUAAAAGGAUGGAUUCAUCCCAUUUUGUAA
This is a messenger RNA of Gossypium raimondii (Peruvian cotton), 1071 nucleotides long. Its product is annotated as auxin-induced protein 22D. The transcript is spliced from 3 exons. Gene Ontology annotation, cellular component: nucleus. NCBI's taxonomy places the organism in Eukaryota, Viridiplantae, Streptophyta, Magnoliopsida, Malvales, Malvaceae. The record is from RefSeq and is a predicted model, not a curated record. Gene Ontology annotation, molecular function: protein binding. Gene Ontology annotation, biological process: regulation of DNA-templated transcription. The coding region runs from base 252 to 803 and encodes 183 amino acids.